AUGAGUCUCUCUCAGAUCGCCAAGGACUGCAUCACGGCUGUCCUCAAAGCCAUCAAGAAACACAUUUCUGGGGAUGUCUUGAGCGAGCAGAGGAUCGGCGCGGUCUUCGAAUUGCAGCUGAGGGCCACCGUUACAUCCGAGGCGGAGGUCGCCCAAACACUGCUCUCCGCGAUGGUCAAGGCCGCCUGUGGGGCAGCGAAGGGCUCUACAAAACUGCCUAACGGAGAGCUAAUUGUGGACGGCGCAGCACCGCUUGCCCAGCACUCCUUCGCCGAGGCAGUUCGUGUGAACACAUUUCGCUUUCAGGACCUUCCAGCCGACAAUCACGCCCUGCGCCUCGUAGCCGAAGCCACAUACGCACGUCACCUCCAACGCUUCUCAGAGCUUGUGGUACAGGGCAUUCAUGACUUUCCGCCAUGCCUCCUGGGUGAGGCGCUCUCGCGCUUUGACGUGAGCGUUGGCGGCUAUGUGGUGCUGUCACUCUCGCUAAGAAAAGACAAUGGCAUCCAUCUACGCCUCUUCACUACAGCGAUUGAUGCUGUGAUGACGUGCAUGUGCAGCACCUCUUUCAGAGCUGAGGUGCUGCCACGAAAAUGGGAAAACCGUGACACGCUGCCGCCGCCUCAGCUCCUCGAGCUACUGGAGGAGGUGCAGAUGAACAUUUCCGAAUACUUUAAUGGCAGCGCACAGGACGAUCACGCCCGCUCGGUUGCAGUGUUUUUGAUGAGCUCCGUCGGCGCUGACAUCUGCGAGUACUUUGACACGAAGGCAACGGCUGUUGGCGGGCUGUUUCGUGGCGAGAAGAAGGUGCUCGAGGAGGCGCAUUUGUGCUGCGAUGAAUGGCUGAACGCGUGUGGGAAAAUGACCACGAUCGACUGGGUCCCUGUAUGGACCGAGCGGUACGAAGACACCGCCCUCGUGCGCGUCCGGGAUCGCCUGCGCGCAACCCUCGCGCUGCGCGGCAUGGUCGAAGAGAUUCGCGAGGUGCUAGGGGCUCAAGAGUUCCGCGCCCUGAGGACGGACGCACUAUGGGACGUUUUCGACGAUGUCGAGGUGAUGAAUCCCUCGAGCACGGCGCAGAGCCAGUGGAACGGCGCCCUCGCCGCCUUCUACUGCCGUCUCGAGCCGAUCGAGCAACGAUGCGCCAGCGUUCUGCGUGACUUGUUCGUUACUCGUGCCGGCCUUGCACCACAGGCUAUCGUACAAGAGUUCUCCGACUACUGUCAUCUCAUGAAGCGCCCUAUCAUCUCGAGGGAGCUCGUGACCGAGCGAGAGGGUCUUCUGGCUAAGCUGAACGAUCGACUGAACACAAUUCGACUAGAGUACGAGCGUCGGGCCGAGAGCACCGAGAAUGAGCUCGUGCUUCAGGAGGAGGACCGUCGCUGCCAAGCGGGCCGCUUUUUCCCGGGCGUUGCAAACAACAUAAUCUGGCUCCGUCAGCUACGUGAGCGUGUGGAGCAGAAGAUUUCGAUGUGCAACUCCAUUCUCGCCGACCUGCCCACGGCGAGCGCGUUUGUGGCGUCGGCGAGUCAGCUUCUCGACGAGCUGGGCGACUACGAGCAGGAAUGCUACAGAAACUGGGUGGCAGAUGUCGAGGACAAGCGUGAGGUGCUGACACUUGACGCAGAUGCGCCGUUGAUGGAGAUUGACGCGAGCGGCCAGGUGGAGGUAAACUACGCGGAGCGACUGGUUCAGCUCCUCAAGGAGGUGCGAGUGCUCGGCGCCCUCGGCUUCCACAUUCCCGGCACCGUUGCUCGACUGGCUCAGCAGGGGACGCAGUUCCUGCCCAUGGGCGUCGCCCUGAAGGAAGUCGCUAACACAUACAACUCCAUGGCGGCCGACAUCAUCCCGUGCACGCGCGCCAUGCUACUGGAGCCGGCCGUCGGCUUCGAGAAGGUGAUCACAGCCAGCGGCAAGAAGAAGCUUACGUGGCGCAGCAGAAAGGAGGCUGCGCGCUUCAUUGAACAGUUGCAGGCCGCGGCACAGUCCCUGACAGAGUUCAACCGCCGCCUGCACAAGACGCACAGCGAGAUUGAAGGAAUAGUGGUGGAGCUCUUCAGCCUCAGCCUACUCCGCUCCCGUGACCGCUGGCUCAGCAAGGUACGGCAGAUUCGAGAAAAGAUAGAGGCCGCUGGCUUCCUCAACACGGAGUCCUGGCGUCAGUUUUGGGACAUGCAGCUCUACAAGGCGAUGGAGGCCCAGUACCAGCUGGGGCUCGCCUCCCUCCACGAAGCUGUCGAGGAAAUCAAGGCCGACAUCGUCUACAACCCCGAAAGUGGUGAAGCGUCGUUACGCCCUCCCCUGGAGGUGCUCCGGCUGCAGUACUACCAGCGCAUCAACGACUUUAUCACGUUCCCGUGCCGCUUCCAAGGAUGCGCGAAGGAUAGCGCAUUCCAUGAGAUGCCAUCACGCAACGCGCACGGCAUCUACGUAGUGCUGCAGCUCGCCGCUCAGUUGUUCAAGCGCGUGACACACGAGCUGAGGCGCUUUUCGCCGUACCUUGUCAUUGGCCGCUGCGGCCGCGGUGGCAACCCGACCCUCGAGGAGAUCGCUGGGAAGUCCCUCACGGAGGUCCAGCAUUGGGAACAGAGUAUGCGACUGCUCAAGCAGAAAAGCAAGGAGAUCAGCAGCGAGGACCUUUUUGUCCGCUGCGGCUGCAUCACGCUGUGUACGGCGUCCAUCAAAGGCACUGUGGAGGAGCACCUUGUGCGUCUCACAGACGCCCUCAAGGUCACCCUGAAGCAGAGCGCCGAGCAGCACCUCCACUCUAUCAACGGCUACCUCGUCAAAGCCGCCAAGUGUCUGGACAGCAAGAUGACAAAGCUGGGCGAGAUUGGUGAGGCUAACCUGCUCUACGGCGAACUCAUGGAGCAGCGCCCUGCCAUUGAGGUCGAGUUCUACCACUUCUACAAUAAAAACGUGCUGCUGCAGAAUAUGACGGGCACGGCAGGUCUCGACUUCGCCAAGACAAAGGACCGCUGGACCUCUUUCAUGAAGCGUCUGGAUUCGCACGAGAAGGAGCUCGAGGACCAGCUGAGUCGCAUGCGGGAGAACGUCUCGGACUCGGUGAAAGAGUGGGAGAAGGACUCCAUCCGCUUCACGACUCACUGGCAUGAGCUGAAGCCGAAGGACCUGACGGCGCAGAAGCCACUGGUGUUCGUGAUGAAAACGAAGGAGAAGUUACAAGCACUCAAGGAGCGUGGAGAGGAGUGCAAGAAACAGUGUGAGUACUUUGGCCUUGACGAGCCGGACCUGCAGUCACUCGAGGACACAGAGACCGACAUCGAGGACUACGCCAAGAUGUGGGGCAUGCUAGGCGACUUCCAGCAGCAGGCGCAGGAGCUGUGCAAGGAGCUGUGGAUCAGUUUCCGCGCCAAGGUGUACCGUUUCGAGGACUUUGUGAAGCUGUGGCAGGGAAGGCUGAAAGAGAUUCCGCCCAACUCGGUGACGGUACACAUCCGCACGAUGCUGGACAACUGGACGCACUGCGUACCCCUGCUCACGUAUAUCCGAGGAGAGGGCUUUACCUCUGCUCACUGGACAGAGUUGUUCAAGCUGCUCAAACUUCGAAACGUCACGCAGGACACCGUGAACUUUGGCCAGAUCCUUGACCACUACGAGGACAUUCUCAAGAACGAGGGCCCCAUCAAGAAGCUGCACAGUCGCGCGCAAGGCGAGGCACAAAUCCGAGAAGCGCUCGACGACGUGCGGGCCUGGGGCACCGAUGCACGCUUUGUCCUCACAUCGCAUCCGGACCGCGCCGGUGUGGUGCUGAUCACUGACUGGAAAGAUACCAUGUCGGCGCUCAGCGACAACCGUGCGUUGAUGCUGAGCAUGAAAGAGUCACCGUACUUUGGCCUCUUUUCGAACGAUGCCACCAAGUGGGAGGACCGCUUAUCCACCCUCGACGAGUAUCUCCGUCAGAUGAACCAAAUCCAGCGCAAGUGGGUGUACCUGGAACCCAUCUUCCGCCGUGGCGCCCUGCCACACGAGAAGCAGCGCUUUGACCGCAUCGACUCGGCUUACCUGACAGUGAUGAAGGCGGUGGAGAGCGAUAACCGACUGAUGGCGCUUGCCGAGCACACAGAAUUUAAAGCCACGCUGCACGACGUCUCGGAGCAGCUGGAACGGUGUCAGAAGGCGCUGAAUGAGUACCUUGAGUCGAAGCGCGACGGCUUUCCGCGCUUCUACUUUAUCAGCGACGACGAUCUCCUCGAGAUCUUAGCACAGAGCAAGAACCCCAGCGUCAUUCAGUCGCACCUCAAGAAGCUCUUUAUGGGUAUUCACAGCGUUCAGCUCGACGCGCAGAAAGAGAACAUCUUACAGAUCCGGUCGGUUGAAGGGGAGGUCGUGACGCUGCGAAAACCGGUGCGGGUGACGGAGGAGGUGGAGACUUGGCUCUCUCAGCUGGAUGUGGAGGUGAAGGCGACGCUGAAGGUGCACGUGGCGGAAUGUGUGACCAAGGUUGACAUUGGCGCCUACGCAUCGCAGGUGCUCUGCACGGCGGAGAUGAUCACCUUCACGCGCAAAGUCGAGACAGCGAUCCGCGACACUAGCAGUGGUGGUGGUGCACUGCAGAAACUCAAGAGUCAGCUGCAGACCCGGCUGCGCGAGCUCACGGCGUACGCUGGUGGCAACGGCGAUGUGUUGGUCGGCAUCAAGCUGAAGGUACUCAUCAUGGACCUCAUCCACAACAUCGAGGUCGCGCAGUUGCUCAUCACGAACGGUGUUGAUAAGGAGUCUCACUGGCUGUGGAAGAAGCAGCUCCGCUUCUACCUAGACAGCACACAACAGUGUGUCCUACGCAUGGUAGACGCAGAGUUCCGGUACAGCUACGAGUACCAGGGUAACGCCCCGAAGCUGGUGCAUACUCCGUUGACAGACUGCUGCUUUCUCACUCUUACACAGGGCAUGCGGCUGGGCUACGGCGGCAACCCAUACGGCCCCGCGGGCACCGGCAAGACGGAGUCCGUAAAGGCGCUGGGUAACGCGAUGGGACGUCAGGUGCUCGUCUUCAACUGUGACGAGGGCAUCGACUUCAAGUCCAUGGGUCGUAUUUUCACAGGCCUCGUCAAGUGUGGAGCCUGGGGGUGCUUCGACGAGUUCAACCGCCUUAAGGUCGACCAAUUAUCUGCGAUCUCGCAGAUGAUCCAGGUCAUCCAGGAAGCCCUCAAGAACGGCGACAAAGUGUGCGAGCUGCUUGGCAGGAACAUCAACGUCGACCCCAACGCUGGCAUCUUCGUAACGCUGAAUCCUGCCGGCAAGGGCUACGGCGGCCGCAGCAAGCUGCCAGACAACCUGAAGCAGCUCUUCCGGUCUAUCUCCAUGAGCGCCCCGGACAACAAGCUCAUUACGGAGACGAUCCUCUACAGCGAGGGCUUCGAGAACGCCACGCAGCUGGCGACCAAGGUCGUUGAGACGUUCACGCUGUGCAGCGAGCUUCUGUCCCACCAGCAGCACUACGACUGGGGACUGCGGGCGAUGAAGUCGGUUCUGCGUCUUGGCGGCACGCUCGUCCACGACUUCUUGAUGGAGCGGGUGGCGGGCAAGGUGCAGCUGUCGGCGGAGCAGCUUCUGCAAAAAGAGAGUGAGAUCCUGAUCAAGUCGCUGCGAGUGAACACGCUGUCCAAGCUCACCUUUGACGACGCCGUACUCUUCAACAGCCUCCUCAGCGACAUCUUUCCUGGCGUGCCGGUGCUGGAGAUCCACUACGAAAAGCUGCGGCCAGCCAUCGAGGAGUCCAUCAAGGAGCUCAAGCUGCAGGUGGUGGAGACACAGAUCCAGAAGAUUCUGCAACUGUACGAGGCACUGCGGCAGCGCAUGGGUGUCGUGCUCGUCGGGCCAAGUGGGAGUGGCAAGAGCACCCUCGUAAAGGUGCUGCGUCAUGCGCUCCAGAGGCUUGGCAAGAUGGUUCCACUGUACAUCGUGAACCCCAAGGCCCUACCACGCGACCAACUGCUGGGACACAUGGACCCUGACACUCGCGAGUGGUUUGAUGGCGUCCUCACCGAUGCGGCGAAGAAAGUGGUCAAAGAGGAAACGUCCGUGCAGUCAUGGAUCUUCUGCGACGGCGACAUCGACCCGGAGUGGGUCGAGUCGCUGAACUCCGUACUGGACGACAACAAACUGCUGACAAUGCCGAACGGUGUGCGAGUGCAGUUUGGCGACAACGUGAACUUUCUCUUUGAGACGCACAGCCUCGAGUUUGCCUCGCCAGCCACAGUGUCGCGCAUGGGCAUCAUCUACCUCUCCGAGGCGGACGUGGACGCCGAGAUGACAGUUGCGUCAUGGCUGGCGGAGCAACCGGAGGAGUCGCAGGAGCAGUUGCGGCGGUGGAUCGACGCCUACUUCUACAAGGCGAUUGACUUGCUGCUCACCGCAGGCAAUCUUGUGGUGGGAACGACGCGGACCGGCCUCGUCAUGUCCGGCCUUGCGCAGAUGAAAAACUGCACGACAAAGAAGCGAUUUGCGCUGGCGCUGCUUUACGGCCUGGGCUCCUAUUUGCCAAGGGAGGCGCGGGGCGACUACGCGAAGGCGAUUCUUUGCCUCGUCGAGGAGCGGGCCCCGGAUGCGAAGAACCCGUUGGACUUCCGGUAUGAUGAGGAGCGGCAGGACUAUGUCUCGCUGGAGUUCGUGCCGACGGUGGACCUCACCAUCGACGACCUGUAUCGCCACCCGAUGGUAGCGACAGUGGACUGCCAGCGCGCGCUGGAGGUGAUGCGGGGGUGGACGAAGCCAACGAGGCCGGGCGUGUACCGUCCUUUUAUCCUGGUCGGCCCUGAAGGGUGUGGCAAGACGAUGCUGCUGAACAACCUCUUCAUGAACACGCCCAGCACGCGCGUCGCAAGCCUUAACUGCUCGGCCCAUACUGAGGCGAUACACGUCAUUCAGAAGCUGAAGCAGACGUGCUCCCUCUUCACCUCCAACCAAGGCAAGGUGCUCAGACCCAAGGAGGCGGAGCGGCUUAUUCUCCUCCUGAAGGACCUCAACCUGCCAAAGCCAGACCGCUACGGCACCGUCCAACUGCACUCCUUCCUCCAGCAGCUUAUCCUGUACAACGGCUUCUACGACACGGAGCUCGAGUGGGUCAUGGUAGAGCGGGUGCAAAUUGUGGGAAGCAUGACCCCUCUCGACAGCAUGGGCCGCCACCCCGUCGCCCCACGCUUCUUAGCCAUCACAUCCGUCUUGAGCAUCUCGUACCCUUCUAAGGAAGCGCUGCAGCAGGUGUACUCGGUGUUCCUCAAUGUCAUGCUUCAGAGUGGAAAGCUGAGGCUAAAUAUGCCGAACAAGGGGGCUGCCGACUUGGCCCGCGGCGUCAUCACCAUCUACGAGACCGUCGUCGCGCGCUACACGGCAGACGUGGCGUCGCACUACGUCUUCAACCCACGCGACCUCACCCAGUGGAUGCUGAACUUGCUGAAUUACAACACCUCCAACAUGGGUGACGUCCUCGCAUACGAGGCGCGGCGUAUCUUUGCCGACCGCCUGGUGACUGCCGAAGAGCGUAUGCGCCUUACCAAGGUCAUCCGCGAGAACGUGACGCUGCUCGUCGGCCACCGAGACGCGCCGUCAGAGAAAGAAAGUGUAUACUACGUGUCUUGGCUAGACACUGCGCCUGCCGGGAAGAAGCGCCUGGCGGGUACUACUCUGGAGGAAGUGAAGAAGUCUGCGGAAACGUUCGCCCUGAACUACUCUCGCGAGAACGCCGCCCUCAAUGUAGAGCUUAUCCCGGACGUGUGCGCGUGGAUCACCCGCGUCGACCGCGUACUGUCGCAGGAGCGCGGGAACCUGAUGCUGGUGGCACGCUCCGGGGUGUGCGCGUCUCAGAUCGUACGUCUGGUCGCCUACAACAAUCGGACAGAGGUGGUCACGCUCGGCAUCACGCGCGAGUAUGGAGUCAGAGAAUUCAUUACAGAGCUGAAGAGUGUCAUGACGAAGACGGGGGUGGAGGGGCAGAGCGUUGUGUUGCUGCUCGAAGACUUCAACUUCUUCCACCCUUACUUCCUUGAGACGGUCAACUCGUUGCUGUCGUCCGGCGAGGUUGCUGGGCUCUUCACCCAGGAGGAGCAGGAUGCACUUCUCAACCCCCUCAAGGACGAUGCAGCGGGGGAAGGCAUGAGCACCUACGCCUUCUUUGUUGACCGCAUUGCCCGCUAUCUGCACGUAGUCGUUGUCAUGGACCCGACAAACCGCAACUACGAGCUGCAGUGCCGCGCCAACCCCGCCCUCUUCACUCGCUGUAACGUGUACUGGAUGGGGACGUGGGACAGUAACGCUCUCAAGGUGGUCCCGCGCAUUAUGAUCUCGGACACCUUUAAGGUGCUUGAUCAGCGCGAGGACAAAAAAGAGUUCAGCCUCACAACCGAACUUGUGCACCUGCACCGCUCCUUUGGAGAAAAGUUCUCCCCUCAGCACUUUAAGGUGCUCUGCGAGACCUUUGAGCAUCUAUUUCAGGCGAAGAGCCGCGAGGUCGCCAACGGGCUAGCUCGGCUGACGAGCGGCGUGACGAAGCUCGACGAGGCGCAGGAGAACGUUGACAAGAUCGCCACGGAUGUGACUGAGAAGAAGGCGCUGUUAGAAGUAAAGCAGCAAGAGGCCGACGACGCACUAAAGGAGAUCCAGAAGCGCAUGGAGGAGGCUGGCAACCAGAAACGCAGUAUCCACAAGAUCCAAAAAGAGCUCGACAAAGAGCAGUCGGCCAUUCAGGAGCGCAAGGUCGUCAUCGAGGGUCGGCUGAGCGGCAUUCAACCGGUGCUGGAUGCCGCUCUAUCAGCUGUCAGUGCCAUUCGCUCCGACCACUUGACGGAGCUGCGCUCAAUGGGCAAGCCGCCAGCAGCGGUGCAGUGUGUCAUGCAAGGCGUCGUGCUGCUGAUUGAAGCGGGGAAAAGCUCCGAAGCGGCUAUGUGGCCUGCCAUCCGCAAGGUGCUGGCUGGCGACAUCAAAGGUCACAUUCUCAACUUUGACAUCAACGAUGUCGAUGCCGCUUCCCGGGCGCAGGUGGAGAAAUUCAUUGCCGCCAACGCCGAGUGCUUCAAGCGCGAAACCAUCGCCCGCGCUUCCAAGGCUGCAGCCCCGAUGGCAGAGUGGCUCAAGGCGGUGGUAGAGUACAGCAAGGUGCUAGAAACGGUGGCCCCGAUGCGGGUCGAGCUGAAAGAGUACGAGACGAACCUCCAACAGGGUCAGGAAGAAAAGACCAAAUACGAAGGCAAACUAAAAAGGGUGGAGAGGAAGGUGGAGGAGCUCAAGGAUAAGUUCGGCGAAAAGACGACUGAGGCAGAGCGGCUCAAGGACCAGCUGGAGGAGGCGGAGCAGCUGCUUGUGAACGCCAAGGAGUUGCUGUCGAAACUCAGGGAUGAGCACACGCGCUGGACAGCGCAAAUGAAAACCAUCAAGCAGGACUCCUACCUCUUGCCAAAGCGGUGCCUACUGGCCGCUGGUGUUAUCACGUACCUCGGCGAGGACGCAGAGGACACGCGCCGGGCCACCCUGGCGGAGUGGAAGGAGCGGGUGAAGUUGCCCGACUUCAACUUCUUCACAUUUUUACGCGAUGAGAGCGUUCAGCUGCACUACAAAGCCGAGGGCCUGCCGGACGACGAGCUCUCCAUGGAUAACGCCGUCAUGAUUCACGAGCAAGUGAGCACGCCGCUCAUCAUGGACCCCUCCGGUCAGGCAGCUGGCUGGCUGCAAGCGAACCUGAAGAAGCAGAAGGCGGUGGUGGAUGUCUGCAGCAUCUCCGAGGCCCGUCUGGUCUCCGCCCUCGAGUUGGCGCUGCGGUUUGGCAAGAAGUUUAUCAUGUUGGAUGUGGACCAGGUGGCACCUUUUCUGUACCCUAUUCUCCGCAGGGAAUUUCACAACGAGGGCACGAAGCGCGUCAUUCAGAUUGGCGACCGCCGCACCGUGGACUACGCGGAUGGCUUUCAGCUAUUCCUCGUCACGCGAAGCACGGACCUGCAUGUGGCGCCGGACAUCAUUAGCUACCUCACGCCCAUCAGCUUCACCAUCACACAGAGCGGCCUGGAGGGGCAGUUUCUCGGCAUUACAAUCCAGCACGAGCAGCCGCAGCUAGAGAAGGAGAAGCUCGAAGUGCUCAAAAAAGAGGAGGGUCUCAAGAUGCAGCUGGCGGAGCUAGAGGAGCAGCUAUUGGCGAACCUCGCCAACUCUGAGGGGUCGCUGCUGGAGAACAAGACGCUCAUCGAGUCGCUGAAUCAGAUCAAAUCGCAGGCGAGCGACAUCACUGCGGCGUUAGAGCAGUCGAAGGUGGUGCAGGAGGACCUCGAUGCGAAGCGGAAUGUCUACCGCCCCUUCGCCACCACCGCCAGUUCCGUCUUCUUCCUGACUAAGAGUCUACAGACACUUUCGCACAUGUAUCAGUUCUCCUUCCACCUCUUUCUCGACCUUUUCCAGCGGGCGCUGAAGCGGCACAAGGACCUGCGCACGGACCCGGAGACAAAGAUUGCGGCGCUGCAGGAGACGUUCAUCCAGAUCACUGUCUCCGCCAUUGCGCAGGCGCUCUUCAAAGAGCACCGCGUAGUGUACGGCAUUCACCUGUGCCGCAGCAUUCACCCCUCCGAGGGCACCGCAGCGGAGUGGGACUUCUUCAUGGGCAAGGCGGUUGCCACAGAGGAGAAGCGGAAGGAGGUGCGCGUACCCACCUUUGUCUUGCCGGACAGCGUGCAGACCUUCCGCACCUUUGCGGCGCUGUUCCCCGACCUAGCCUCGAAGGCGCGCUUUCAAGAGGCAGACGUAUGGCUGCAGUGGAUGCGCGCCGCGACCCCGGAGUCGGACUACCCUGGCUUUCUCAAGUCCCUCACGCACUUCCAGCGACUGCUACUUAUGAAGACGCUUCGCGGCGAUCGCCUCGUCGCCGCCAUGAACGCAGUGGCGUGUACGCUGCUGAAGGUGGACUCCCUUGGCGAAAACCGCACCCUUGUCUCUGCCGUGGAGCAGUCCGACGCGAACCGCCCUAUCCUAGUGAUCACCUCCACUGGUGCCGACCCCUCCCAGGAGUUGCAGAGCAUUGCCUAUGACAAGAUCGGCAGAGCGCGGUUCCACCAGCUUGCCAUGGGGAGCGGACAGACGAACGAGGCGAUGCGGCUGCUGCGUGAGUCUGCCGUGAAGGGCGAUUGGCUCUUCCUGAAGAAUCUGCACCUCGUCAUUCCAUGGGCGUCGCAGCUGCAGAAGGAGCUGAUGGUGCUCAAGCCAGACGCGUCCUUCCGGCUCUUCCUCACGAGCGAGGCCCAUGACGCGUUCCCGUCCAUCCUGCUGGGCCAGUCGCUGAAGAUCACCUUUGAGCCACCACCAGGGAUCAAGCAAAAUCUGCUGCGCACCUACAGUGGCUGGGAUGCCGCGUUUGUGAACGAGAAGAACGAAAGACAGCGGCAACUCCUCUUUGCAGCGGCGGCACUGCAGGCAAUUGUGCAGGAACGCCGCUCCUACGUACCGCAAGGCUGGACGAAGGACUACGAAGUCACGGCGGCAGACCUCAAGUCUUCGAUCGACAUUGUACUGCGUCAAUCAGCACACGGCGAAGUUGACUGGCACUCCAUUCGUGGCAUCCUCAACGACGCGAUCUACGGCGGCAAGAUGGAGACACCCUUCGACAAACGUAUCAUGGCAACCUACGUUGACAAGAUGUUCCGCGUCAACUGUAUGGCGGGUACGAAGCUGCAGGAACCAGUGUUUCACCACACCCGCAUUCCGAGCGGCGAUUACCAUGAGUUCCUGAAAAUUAUCAGGAAACUCCCAGACAGCGACAUUCCUGUUCUCUUCUCGCUUCCACCCAAUGCCGACCGGGUGGUGCAGCUGUCUCGCGUGCGUGCCCUCACCAGCGAUUUGCAGCGCAUCAAUGAGUCGUACAGUGAGGCGGCUGUGGAUCGUGAGGCUUGGGCCGCGCGCCUGACACCAAUCCUCGAUACCUGGACCGCACUGACAGCUCCACACGCCGACAUACUCGUUCCGCCGUCGUCAGCCCCGCCAAGCCCGUCGGCUCACUAUACCGCUGCUGCCGCGGCGCCAAGCCCGCUGGAUCGCUUCCUCGCAGCGGAGCUUCUGACGGCGCGGCGCCUGGUAAGCCAAGUCAACAUAGCUGUGAGCGAUCUUCGCAAGGCGAUUGACGGUGUUGCGCUGCUGACGGAGAACUGUCGUAGGGAGGCGGCCGCGAUGAUCCUCGGCGACGUACCUGCCAACUGGGAAGGGCACUUCCCCAGUGCGGGUGGCAUUGCCACAUGGAUGCAAGCGCUGGUUCGCAAGGCCGUCGCCAUCGGCGAGUGGCAGAAGAUGAUGGUGCACGGCACCUUCACAAGGGCCACGCUUGACCUCUCCAAAUUUCUGCGGGCGAAGACCUUCUUGAACGCGCUGCGGCAGGAGACGGCACACGCCAUCAACCAGCCCCUAGUGUCUCUGGCGCUGGUGGCAACCACAUCUACGCCCCCAACCAACGCGUCGUUAGUGAUGGCCCUCGAGGGCCUCAUGCUGCAGGGCGCUGUGCUGGACGACGCCGAUCUGCUAGAGCCCAUUGCCACCGCUGAUGAGCCGGCGUUCUUUCCCAUCAAGAAGGCCUUCGCCGCGUGGACGGGGUCGCCGCCGGUGCUCAAGGCCUCGGUGCGAGUGCCUGUCUACGCGAAUAGCACGAAGGAAGACCAUGUCUGCGACUUUGUGCUCCCGUGCGCCGACGAAGUGGCCGCGCAGAACUUUGUGCUCUCUGGUGUGUCGAUUGUGCUCGAGCAGUAG
This is a messenger RNA of Leishmania braziliensis MHOM/BR/75/M2904, 12729 nucleotides long. Its product is annotated as putative dynein heavy chain. Lineage: Eukaryota; Euglenozoa; Kinetoplastea; Trypanosomatida; Trypanosomatidae. Bases 1 to 12729 code for a protein of 4242 amino acids. Gene Ontology annotation, cellular component: dynein complex. The transcript has a single exon. The record is from RefSeq and is a predicted model, not a curated record. Gene Ontology annotation, molecular function: ATP hydrolysis activity; ATP binding; dynein light intermediate chain binding. Gene Ontology annotation, biological process: microtubule-based movement.